AGGGCUGCCUUUUACACGAAAUAUGACAAACUUUAGUGCCAAGUUCGCAUUUUUUUAAUUAAUAUUUACCACAAACUAUUUUCUUAUCGUGAUCGUGAGUUAACAUAUUUUAAAAUACAAAUAUUCCCAAACUUCACAAAUUUUCGUCUCCCUGGAAAAACAAAACUUUUCGCAGAAAUUUUCUAAAAUCAGAGACUUUUCCGACCAUUUUGGACUGCACACCAUCCAACCUACACAACCACCUGCCCUGAAUAAAUCUGGGGUGACAUACAUUCAAAAAUCUGCACGUGCAAAUAUUCGCCGAUCAUGCUGGACUCGGAAAACUUCCCAUUUGAGGAGAGCGACCGCGAAACCUCGACCUCUCCAGGGUCCUCAUUUUCCGCGUCUUCCCCCCUUGCUGGCGGUAUUUUGGGGGAGGAGGAGCUCAGAACUAUCCCCAGCUAUCGGAUCAGAAGAAGGCGACCGAACUGCGUGAAAAUUACGAAAAUUGAGAUUACGGGACAGACCAUGUUAUGUUUCCCACAAGACCGGUCCUGGUUCCAGGGCGACAUUUCCACCGACGACGACUCCUCCUACUCACUUUUCGGAAAUAUAAUCGACCCUCCUCCCCACAGGAUGGAUCUCCAAGACAAGAACAACAAUAAGGGGGAGGACGUCCUUGACGAUUUCGACGACGCAGGAUCUAGUCUCCUUUACAGAGUCGCACUCACCGACCACUUCACCGGCCUGUCCCACCGCCUCCCCCACCUCGGGGUGCACCUCGACAUGAAAACCUCCACGACCAUCUUCAACACUGGGGGUGCAGAUGUCCAGGUCGAUUUUACCGUCGAGGAGAUCUGCCGCGGCCAGAAGGCGGACAUCAUGCUCCAGCGCCACUCCGGCUCCUCGUCCCUCGUCGGGAAGGGCUGCCUCGUCCUUUCCGGCCCCAUCUCGCUCUCAUUCCCGGACAUGACGCCGAACCACACGCCCUCCUCCUCCCCCGCAUCGCCUAACUGGAGCCUCUAAAUAUCCACGGCUAAUUAUCUAUUACACCUAAUUUACUUAUCUCACUAACUAAUUUCUUAAAUUGUAUCAAACACCUGGCCAAAAAAUUACGAAAUUAAGUAAGCAAUACAUAUGCAUUUUACGUCUUUUCAA
Molecule: messenger RNA, 1137 nt
Organism: Folsomia candida
Lineage: Eukaryota; Metazoa; Arthropoda; Collembola; Entomobryomorpha; Isotomidae
Exons: 4
Coding region: 307-1005 (232 amino acids)
Source: RefSeq, a predicted model, not a curated record